AUUUCUAAUUGUGCCUGGUAGAUCGCCACAGUUACUCAAAAAUAAUCGUUAGAAAUGAUCCUCAAAUGGGGAAUUGUCGGCGCCGGUAGGAUAUCUCACGACUUCGUCGCCUCCCUGACGGUGUUUCCGAUUUCGGAUCAUCAGGUUGUCGCGGUGGCGGGAGGUUCCAAGGAUAGGGCCGAUAAAUUCGCUGCGGAUCAUGGAAUUCCUAAGUCCUACGAAGGAUACGAAGGCCUGGCUAAGGACGAGGAUGUAGACAUCGUCUACGUCGGCAACCUCAACACUCAGCACUUCGAUACAACCAAGCUGAUGCUCGAACAUGGAAAACACGUUUUGUGCGAGAAACCAUUUACUCUGAAUGAAAAACAAACGCGAAGACUAGUCCAAAUAGCGAGGGAAAGGAAACUAUUCCUAAUGGAGGCGAUCUGGUCCCGUUGCUUCCCGGCUUAUAAGGAAAUGAAAAGACUUAUUGAUAGCGGAGCUAUUGGAGAUGUGCUCUUCGCCUCUUUGCACUUUGGUCUCGCUCUGCAGCACGUUGAUAGACUGACCGAAUUGAAUAUGGGAGGAGGCGCAAUCCUCGAUCUAGGAGUCUACAUCCUCCAGUUCCAGCAGUACAUCUUCAGAGGCUUGACCCCCGUCAAAAUCGCCGUCAACGGCCAUUUAAACAAAAGCGGCACCGACGAAUCCUGCGGCGCCAUCAUCACAUACCCUGGCGGAAAGAUGGCGAUGGUAAGCACUUCGGCUAGGGUUAGUUUGCCCAACGAGGGUAUAGUUGUUGGAACUAAGGGCACUUUGAGACUGCCCGAUUUUUGGUGUCCGGAUAGACUUAUUACGCCCGAUGGGGUGUUGGAGUUUCCAUUUCCGAAGACUACACAAAGUUUCCUGCACAAGAAUAGCGUGGGGUUGUCUUACGAGGGGGAAGAGGCGAGGCAGUGCAUUAAGGCGGGCAAACUAGAAAGCCCGUGUAUUACUCAUGAAGAAUCUAUUGAACUAGCCAGGCUAAUGGACUAUUUGAGAAAGGAAAUGGGUGUAGCUUAUCCUGAGGAUUUCCAGGACAUUUAAAUGGCCUCGAGAACAAGCGUUAAGGGUUUGGCGAAUCUGAUGUUAGCAUUUCCUUUUCCUUCACUUUAGUUGGCAUAAUUAUGUAUAUAUCUUGAAAAUGUAUAUUACAAUUUAGUGACUGGAAAUAAAUAUAAUGUUUCUGUUAAA
Molecule: messenger RNA, 1209 nt
Organism: Anoplophora glabripennis (Asian longhorned beetle)
Lineage: Eukaryota; Metazoa; Arthropoda; Insecta; Coleoptera; Cerambycidae
Product: trans-1,2-dihydrobenzene-1,2-diol dehydrogenase-like
Exons: 4
Coding region: 55-1062 (335 amino acids)
Molecular function (GO): nucleotide binding
Source: RefSeq, a predicted model, not a curated record